GAACAUCAUGCAAUCCUCCCUUCUCAUCCUUCUCGCCAUCGUCUCUAUUACUGCUGCAUGUCCAGGCCUCUUCGGCAUGGGAGGUGGAGGUGGGUGUGGAUGUGGUGCACCGCCACCACCACCUGCCUGUGGAUGUGGUGGAAGAAAGAAGAGAUCCCUGCCAGAAAAACCAGAGUUCUUCGGAAUCGCUGCAGGAGACCAGGAUGUGAUGUGCAACACCCCGGAGCUGAAGAAGAUCAUUCUGGAGAAUACUCAAACCACCGCCGUCGACUCUUCCAAGGCCAUCAACACCGUUCUUGAGAGCCGCCAGCUUCAACGAUUUGUAGUUGUGUGCUCAGAGAACCCGUUCGUCUUCACCAUCCGUGCCGACACCGCCUACUGUGGAGCCUCAAAGAAUGGGCACAACUGUCACGCCUUUGCAAUGUGAUGCAUGCAAUUAAUUUGGUGUCUGUAUAUUUUGAACCUUGUCAGAAAUAAAUAUGAAUUUGUGC
This is a messenger RNA of Caenorhabditis elegans, 491 nucleotides long. It is a transcript of the gene grl-27, whose product is annotated as Ground-like domain-containing protein. NCBI's taxonomy places the organism in Eukaryota, Metazoa, Nematoda, Chromadorea, Rhabditida, Rhabditidae. The transcript has 4 exons. The coding region runs from base 8 to 427 and encodes 139 amino acids. The record is from RefSeq and is marked reviewed.